UUUCUCUCUCCACUCUUCUUCAUUCUCUCACUUAUAAAAAAAAAAAAAAAAACUCUUCUUCUCUGUUCUUUUCAUACCUUCAUUUCUACUAAGAACUACAAAAUUAGGGUUUUCUGUUUGUGAAAAAAACAUUAAAUUAAUGUAAAAAAUUAAUAACCAUCGAAAAUUUGUUGAAAAUAUGGUUGUCGAUGAUAAUAUGAGGUCCAUCAUCGCUGGCUAUGGAUGUUCCCGUUCUUCUCGUUUCUCUGAUGCUUAUCCCAAAAGGGGUUUGAUGGAAGGGAGAUAUAGUGGGGAUUGAUAUGAUGAUGAAGGUGUUUAUAAGGUUAUUAUUUUGUUGAAUUUGUUUUUGGAAAUGGCAAUUAUGUAUCAACCAGCAAUAAUAAAACUCAUCAACAACAAGAUGAUGAGGUAGCAUUGGCGAUUUCUGUUUUGCUUCUUUGUCAAUGGAGAAUCACCACCCUUCAACGUUAUUGUCAAUGGAUUCAAGUGCAUCUUCUCAUGAGGAACUUGACUUGGAAAUGAAUCGUCAAAUCAUACUUUCGCGUCCGCCUGAUAUUAAUUUGCCGUUGUCUGCUGAACGUAGCCCGCCGCCACAGUCGUGGAAUUCUGACCCUUGUGAUAUUUUGGAUGUUGGUCUUGGUACUCAAGGGUAUGAGACUGAGACUUUUCUUACUCUGCCUAAAGUUGGAAGGAAAUGUGCUAAGCGUGUUGAUAGCAUAUGGGGUGCUUGGUUUUUCUUUAGUUUUUACUUUAAGCCGGCGUUGAAUGAUAAAUCGAAGGCCAAGAUUGUCAGGGAUGGUAAUGGUAUUUCGGGUUUUGAAAAAUCUGAUCUUAAUCUUGAUGUUUUCAUGGUUCAACAUGAUAUGGAAAAUAUGUAUAUGUGGGUUUUUAAGGAGAGGCCGGAGAAUGCGUUGGGUAAGAUGCAGCUGAGGAGUUACAUGAAUGGGCAUUCUCGCCAAGGGGAGCGUCCAUUUCCUUUUAGUGUUGACAAAGGUUUUGUUCGAUCCCAUCGGAUGCAAAGGAAGCAUUAUAGAGGACUUUCGAACCCGCAGUGUGUGCAUGGCAUUGAGCUUUUUCCUUCACCCAAUUUGAUGAAUCUUGACGAAGAUGAUCGGAAAAGGUGGAUUGAACUUACCGGCCGAGAUUUGAGUUUCACAGUCCCACCUGAAGCAAGCGAUUUUGGUUCAUGGAGAAAUCUUCCCAACACAGACUUUGAGCUCGAGAGACCUCUUCCUUCAAUCAAGAGUGCUGCAAAUGGACACCCAAAGAAGCUGCUUAAUGGAUCUGGACUGAAUUUGUCAACUCCUCUGGCUAACCACACCAACGGUGAUUUGUUGGACCUAUCUUCUGCCAACGGCAAAAAGAGGAAAGACUUUUUCCCUCACGCAAAUGGGAACGGAAAUUUCCCACACGGAAGUGGGAAUGGAAAUGUAAACGGAAACGAGGAGGAAUGUUACCUUGCUGUUAAUCCUCCAUCUGAACGAAUCCAAGAUAUUGAAAUGCAUCCAAGUGAGCCGCACUGGUUGCAUGACUUCAGCGGGGUGAUAAAGAAUGUGUACGGACCUGUCACAGCUGCAAAAACUAUCUAUGAAGAUGAACAAGGUUACUUGAUUAUUAUCAGUCUGCCCUUUGUAGACCUUGCAAGUGUGAAAGUUUCAUGGAGGAACACUCUAACUCAUGGUAUCAUCAAGGUUUCUUGUAUGAGCACAUCUCGAAAGCCUUUCAUCAAGAGACGUGAUAGGACAUUCAAGCUUACAGAUGCAUCCUCAGAGCACUGCCCCCCUGGAGAGUUUGUCCGCGAAAUCUCUCUCUCAACCAGAAUUCCUGAAGAUGCCAAUCUGGAAGCAUACUAUGAUGAGCCAGGAUCAGUGCUAGAGAUAAUGGUACCAAAACACCGUGUCGGCCCAGAAGAGCAUGAAGUCCGUGUUUGCCUCCGCCCUCAUCUUGGAGGGAAUGAUCUUAUGUUGACUUGAGAUAGACCAUUAUAAAGUAUUGUUAGGGAUGCUGCUAGAGUAUGGUGCUUUAUCAUAGUUUUUCUAACUUGUAUCAUGCAGUCUUAUUUGUAAUACAAAGGUGGUCUUAAGUUUGUCUGUAGCAGUUAUAGUUUAGCUCACCUAUUGCCCUGGUACUUUUUUUGUUCCAGUGCAUCUUCAAGCUUUUGAUUGUAAGCAUUUAUCAUUUAUAAGAAAUUAUUAUAUCAUACA
Molecule: messenger RNA, 2204 nt
Organism: Medicago truncatula (barrel medic)
Lineage: Eukaryota; Viridiplantae; Streptophyta; Magnoliopsida; Fabales; Fabaceae
Exons: 2
Coding region: 444-1973 (509 amino acids)
Source: RefSeq, a predicted model, not a curated record